AUACAAUAAAAAGAUACGAAACACCCCAAGCUGACUCUAAGCACUCCCUCUCUGCUCAAACAAUCUUUUUCACCAUUGCAAGCUUUUAGCCCUGCGACCAAAUAAUUUACGGAGUAAUAAACUUAUAAACGGCAAACCCCACACCAGACUUCAAGCACAACUAACGAUGCAGGAAUGAUUUGGUGACGUCGUGCACCUGAUGGUCUCGAGGGUUAAAAACGUGUGCACGGUGGUCAGUGACCAACCCCCUGCAUUGUGAGAACUUUGGAGUUUUGAGUGUGGGUUUAGGCGAGAGCCUGGAUUCCAUUACUCCCAUUAGUAUGAAUUGGAUUAUAUCUAGCAUGCAGAUGGAGUAAGUAUUCAUAUCCAAGAAGCGUACUCUGUCAAACUAUGAGAGCUAAAUACCUUAAAGCAAAAUCAUUAAAGAAAGAAUUUAUGAUUCCCCAGUCUGGAAGAGAAUUGCCAGAAUCAAUAGCUCUGCACCACCCCACGCUACACUCACGGGGACAACUUGGAAAGGGAAGAUGGUAGCUUCUCUCUCGGUAAAGCACAUGACGUUUCCAGAGACCAUAAACCAAAGCAACUCUGCUUUAAUCAAAGCUGGAAUAAAGUCCAAAUUCCUAAAAUUAGUUUCUUCUUGUGGAGAUUUCAUUGGGACAUUCUCCCUUUCCCAAAGAACCUUCAGCGAAAUGGCUUUCACCUGGCUUCUAAAUGUGCACUCAUGAAGGAGAAAUGGAUCAUAGUCUAUACAUACCAAUGUCAAUAUGGAGAUUUUUUGCUGCAAACUUCGAAGCACUAUAGCCUCACCAUUUGAUUGGAUAACACAUCAUUGAAUGGAACCUUUCCCAUAACCCUAACUCGAUUAAGAAUCGAGUAAGAUCAGAAAGAUGCUCCCUGGAAUAACUGUUUGGAAGGAACUCAACACAGUCGCCCAUGACAAUACCAGUCCCAACUAUGCUCGUGUGUAAUCGGCGAUUACCAGAACGCUCUUUGACUGGUGUUGGAUCCAUCGUGCUAAAAACAUGGAUGAAAUCAAACCUAGAUUUAGCCUACCUUUGAGAUUGAUUUCGGGAAGCUAGCUUCGCUAAUCUGCUAGACUUUCCGGAGGACUCCCGUUACGACGACUCUGUUUUCCGGAGGGACCUCUCCGGCGAUAGGUUGAUGAUU
Messenger RNA from Cuscuta campestris, 1167 nucleotides. NCBI's taxonomy places the organism in Eukaryota, Viridiplantae, Streptophyta, Magnoliopsida, Solanales, Convolvulaceae. The record is from the annotation of a GenBank genome assembly.